Molecule: messenger RNA, 408 nt
Organism: Mesorhabditis spiculigera
Lineage: Eukaryota; Metazoa; Nematoda; Chromadorea; Rhabditida; Rhabditidae
Source: the annotation of a GenBank genome assembly
AUGGACAUUACUUCUUUCCUGAUUUAUGAGGACUACGAGAUUGUCGAGCGCCUCAUCGCCGCUCGCGACCGGAUGUUGGCAAAUUAUGAUAUUAUGACCUGUCGUCGCAUUAUGCUGAAAAAAGAGGCCGAACAGGCUUUGCGCUCGCUUCGCCGUUGGAUGCCGCAUGGACACCCGAUUAUUACCGACAUGGCCGAGCAGUUCAUCGUUCAGGACGAGCGCCACGCGAAGCUGCCAAAGCUUGAGAUCGGCUACAACUCGCGAAAUCUGGCUAAGCUCAGCGAGCAGCUCAGCUACGUCUACCAGCAUAAUAUGGCUGCCGAAGUGGCGAUGCAUAACUACCGGCUGAUCAUCGCGCGCCGAAACAAGGUGAUGCAACAUGCCCAGAGUCGGUAUGGGAUGCGUGGA